AAGGGCUUCAAACCAAGCGCUGGGAAAACUGAGGGACAUCGACUCACAGCAAGCAUGCUCCGUGCUGAUUGGCUCAUCUUAUUUGAAACCCUUACAAGAUCUGAUGCCAAUAUCAUGCUCCACUACUUCCCGAGGACCUGACUACCCUGUCAAAUCCCAACGAGUCAUUUCGAUACAUGUAAGGAGUCGGACCCGAUAAAGGCACACUAUUCCCAUCCAAUUAUUUUCGGGCAAGCUAGUUCGUAUGGGAUUGGCCGGACAUCGCAUCCGUGAAGUUCGCGCUACCAGUGUGGGAAGUGCUAUAUAAGAAAGGACAUCUUGGGAAAUUAGCUCAGACUUCUUGUGAUGUCCAGCGAAACAGAAAGCAGCCCGUUCGCCGCCCUUUACCGAGGCAACUUAAUUCCUUUGCAUGCUGUCCUCGUUGGCUUGACUUGGAUAGUACACGACUACUUUGUGACGCUGGAAGAUGAGAUACGUUAUAUCUGGCCACAGAAUCGAAACAUAGGAAAAAUUAUGUUCUUAUGGGUUCGGUACUACAGCAUAGCGCUACUCCUCUUCGACACUGUACAGAUUCAUGUCUUCUCUAUACCUGGAAUAACAUCCGAUAACCUAUGCGUAGCCAUGGACUCAAUCAUCCGGGUAGUCGGUGCAAUAAGCCUAUGGUCCGUCGAAAUUAUCAUGCAGCUGCGCGUCUAUGCCCUAUUCAAAUGCUCCAAAAAGGUCGCCGUAAUUAAUGCCGUGCUAUUUGCGGGUUCUAUUGCUGGAUUUUCAUGGAUUUUGAUUCAUAAUGCCGUUAGACGAAGAGCCGUAAUUGCUUAUGCGAUCCAUCUGCCUCUUCCGGGGUGUCCGGUCAUUCACACUGGGAUUGAAUGGGCUCAAUGGGUACCCGCAACCGCAUAUGAAGGCGUCCUUUUCGGUUUUGCGCUUUUUAAGACAUUAGAAUCAACGGCAGGCAGGAUUCAGAAGGGACGUCGUGUGUCCCUCUAUUCUCUUCUGCUUCGUGACAAUAUCUUGUACUUUUUUGCAAUAUCAUGUAUCUUGGUAUUUAACAAUCUUAUGGUUGUCGGUGUGACCAAGAUACCGUGGUUCAGUUACGGCCCUUUCCACGCCGCAGUAGGCGUUCUUACGACCCGCAUGCUUCUGAAUCUACAGAAGGCAGCUUCUCCCGACAUAAUCGCCUCUACUUUUGAGCGAAGCGGUAGCGGCAAUACCGAGAAAAGUUCUCGUCAAACCGACCUCCCCUGGCGAGCAGCUAGCGGGCCCACACGGCGCUCCGGAUCCAUAGACUCAUAUUCGACCGAGCAUUCUUCCCCAAAUACAUUCCCAAUGCGGGGUAUCAUUGAUUUAGAAGCCCCAGUAACGACGGCUUGAUUGUUUAACACAUCCCUACAUAACUAUUUAUUGUGAUCUUUGAACCUGUGUUCGACACAAUGUGUGUCGUUGAUAUGGAUAAGAAUCUAAGAAUCAUAGGAAGAUAUCGAGAG
Guyanagaster necrorhizus is the source of this 1484-nucleotide messenger RNA. RefSeq lists its product as uncharacterized. The record is from RefSeq and is a predicted model, not a curated record. The transcript is spliced from 12 exons. Bases 346 to 1371 code for a protein of 341 amino acids. Lineage: Eukaryota; Fungi; Basidiomycota; Agaricomycetes; Agaricales; Physalacriaceae.